Penicillium vulpinum is the source of this 1194-nucleotide messenger RNA. RefSeq lists its product as uncharacterized. Bases 1 to 1194 code for a protein of 397 amino acids. NCBI's taxonomy places the organism in Eukaryota, Fungi, Ascomycota, Eurotiomycetes, Eurotiales, Aspergillaceae. The transcript is spliced from 2 exons. The record is from RefSeq and is a predicted model, not a curated record.
AUGGAUUCAUCUCAGUCCAUACGAGAAGUCUGUGCUGUUCCAGAUUCUCUCUUCGCUCGUUCGGACGAGGAGCUGAUUCAACUUGUGUAUAAGCAGUUCCCGGGGGAGAUUGACCGUCUGCGGCGGGCAUACUCUAUCCGAGAUAGUCCCUGGACCCCUCCUAGUACUCCAUCUCCAUCCUACAUUUUAUACAACGAAAACUCCGAUGAAGCAAACCGCACCCUUGUGGGGCUUCUAGCACUCCGCUGGAUUCAUACGGGUCAAUAUGAGACCUUCAUCGGUAAAGACCCGCAGUUGGCGUCCGACUGCUGCGCAAAGACUGGUGUGGACAUAUCCACUCUCAACCACGACGCCAUUCUCCUCGCGGCCUGUAAGGCCGGCAUAGUUCCAUCGCUGGAUCAGCUUCCAGACCAAGAUAGGGACGAUGUGCUCCGGGCGAUUGAGCUUGAUGCGACCUUCAACUUUGGUCAACUGGCACAGGCAGAGAACGCACCGGCCUGUCUGUCUAGCCUACCCCGCAUGAAGGGCCACGACCGUAGCUUCCGACUCCGCUUCAUGGAGCAACUGCUUGACAUCGCCGGUGCCGCAGGCCACAUGGACUGGACAGGUGCGAAGAAACUUGUCCAGCCUAUCUUUGAGUCUUAUCGCAAUGUCUAUGAUGUAUGCGAUGGUGUCAUUGCGGGCACUCUGACUGUGCGCAGUGGGUAUGACCUGAUAUUGAUUCGACGUGCAAAGUUUCUCUGCGACAAGGGUGUGCGGCAAUUCCAAAUGGAACAGAAUCCAGAAGAUCAGGCGUUGAUGCGGUUGUUCUGUAUGGGUAAUAUGACUACCCAGGAAAAGGCGCUCUUGUAUGAGGAUGCAUGGCGUGCAUUGGAGGACCCGGUCAGGGAGACACUAGCAAAUGCCCUCAAUCUAGACGGCCGAAGGAGCGAGCCUGCGGUCCAGCCGACAUAUAUGCCUGCUCUACUUUGUCGGAUACGGGAUGUGAAUGCUUUGGUGUGUACCCUGCAUUACCUUGCCCAGGUUAUGAGCACAACGGACAUAGAAGACCCUUCGGCGGUUGUUAUCGAGCGGAGUGUGUAUUCUGUUUUAAAGCAGUUUGUUGAGAGUGAUGAGUUCAAACAAGAUCCGACUAUCUUGGAGAGGGUUGAAGUGCCUGAGGGCGUGGUUGCUUUGACCACAGUCUUGCUUUGA